AUGGUGCAGAUCGACAGAAUCCUGAUAGUAUGCACGUCGACGGGAAUUUUGGGAGACACCGAUCAGCAAACGGGAGUGUGGGCCGAGGAGCUCGCUGUGCCGUACUAUCUCUUACUCAAGAAAGGCUACCUUGUGGACAUCGUUUCCAUCGGCGGUAACAAAGUUCCCAUUGAACCCCUGAGCGUGGCUCCUCCAUACAACAGAAAUGCAGCCAUCAGGCGUUUCCUCGAGGACGUGGAGCUGCAGACGAAACUCAAGAACACCACGUCUAUUGCCUACGUCGACCCAGCGCCCUAUGUUGCAGUCUUCAUCCCUGGCGGCCACGGCAUUGCGUGGGAUGGCCCAUUCAGCAAGGAGCUGAUGCGCGUUGUGGAGAGCGCCUAUGCCGGCGGCAAGGUCAUUGGCGCUGUCUGCCACGGCCCGGCAGGCCUCAUUGGCGCCAAAGUCACUGACCCCGGCGACCCUCUUUACGGCCAGUCCAUCCUCACCGACAAGCAGGUGACGGGGCUGAGCAACAGCGAGGAGGAGUCAACCGGCCGCGCCGCUCUUGUGCCCUUCCUGCUGGAGGACAAGCUAAAGGAGGUGGGUGCAGUGUACGUGCGCGGGGUGAGGGACCUCGGCCCGUACGCCAUCAGAGCCGGCCAGAUCAUCACAGGUCAGAAUCCGGCGAGCUCGAAGAGGACUGCGGAGCUGGUGAUUGAGGCGCUGUCCUUUGGCGUCCGGCUGACCCCAUGAGUUCUUUCCUCAAGCUUUGCAGCCACAGCAUGUCUAGCCCUCUGUAUUAAGCCCUCUCAAAGGGAGGCAAUAAGCAAAGGAACAGUGGGUAGAAACCGCAGGGCAUGCAUGGGUAUCAUAUGUGGCUGUACACCGCAGGAGGCAAUAGCUCCAUGUCAACUCUCAAAGGGGAGACUGAGUACUUUCUCAGUCCUGCAAGAACCCUGGCAAUAUGGGCAUCCUGCUAUGGGUAUGUACAGUGUGUUUCGCACAGAAUCUGAAAGUUUCUUGAGUUGAAGCUUGCCACUACCUCUUGUGACCAAGCAGAGCAUGGCAACCACCUUCUAGGAAGGUCUGUCUGACACAUGCUCUAUGUGCAGCCAAAGCUGCCAGUCAGGUCUCAGGACAGCAUGACUGCCCCUUUCAUUCGCUAAUUGCACCAUGAUGUGCUUUCUUGCCUGUUCCAGCAUGUUUCCCGCGUCAAAGGCACUGAAUGGCAAAAGCUCUUUCUGCAAAUAUUCCAUUCUCAAAGCUGGCAUUCGUC
Molecule: messenger RNA, 1258 nt
Organism: Coccomyxa subellipsoidea C-169
Lineage: Eukaryota; Viridiplantae; Chlorophyta; Trebouxiophyceae; Coccomyxaceae
Product: class I glutamine amidotransferase-like protein
Exons: 7
Coding region: 1-735 (244 amino acids)
Source: RefSeq, a predicted model, not a curated record